AUUUGUUUCUAACCUUGGAGAUGGCUUGGGCCAGAGCCGUGCCAGGCCGUGCGCUGAUUGCGCAUCACCGACUCCGAAACCUUCCGACCCGCCGAGCGCCCGCCGAGCCCGCCGAGACACGGCCACGCCUUCGUUUGCCUGCGUCGUGGCUCGCGGCGUCGCCUGCCGGCAGCUGAGGCCGAGCUGAGGCUGCUGCAGCGGCAGAAAACACGUGUACGAAUGCGAGCUGCGCUUACCGGCUUUGUUUACAGCAGUAGUUAUGCUGAACUUUUCAAGCAUCGUGCUUUCUGUCACUUGUGUGAAGCUCCUCUUCAUCACCGCCUAUAGAUCCACCGAUUUCGAGGUCCACAGGAAUUGGCUGGCCAUCACGCACUCUUUACCGACAUCAAAAUGGUAUUUCGAGAGUACCUCAGAAUGGACGCUGGACUAUCCGCCUCUGUUUGCCUGGUUUGAAUAUUUCCUGUCUUUGGCGGCGUGGUUCGUCGAUCCAGCCAUGCUGCAGCUGAACAAUCUCAACUAUGCCAGCACAGCGACGGUGUACUUCCAGAGGCUUUCCGUCAUAUUUUCGGACCUAGUCUUCAUCUAUGCCGUUUGGACAUGGCGUGGUCUGGUGGCCCCUCCGAAGAAGAGGCACGGUUCCGCGAGCGGCGCCGACCCCUGGUUCGAACCGGCGACGGUACUUGCCAUGCUCUUCCUGUGGAACCCCGGCCUGCUCUUGGUGGACCACAUCCAUUUCCAGUACAACGGCUUCCUUCAUGGAAUCCUACUCCUGGCUGCUGCCAGGCUGUUCCAGGGACGUGCCGUGGAAGCGACCUUCUGGUUCGCUGUGCUGCUCUACUUGAAGCACAUCUACAUCUAUGUGGCGCCCGUCUUCUUCGUUUGUCUGCUGCGCAGCCACUGCUUUGCGCCAACCUCCGAAAAAGGUAUGAAAGCUCUCUUCGGAAGUUUCCGCCCCGUGCGUUUCCUCCAACUAGCAGGAACGGUGAUUCUUGUGAGCCUGGUUUCUCUGUGGCCUUUCCUUAGUCAGACUCAGCUCGUACAACUAGGGCAGCGACUGUUCCCGUUCAAACGUGGCCUGUGCCACGCAUAUUGGGCACCGAACUGGUGGGCACUGUACGCUGCCAUGGACAGGGUCAUGGCACUCUCGGGGCUGAUGCCCAAGUCGACUGCAGAGGCUGGUGUGUCGACCACUGCCGGCUUGGUUCGAGACUCCAGCUUCGUCUUCUUGCCAGACGUGCGGCCACUCUGUACAUUUAUUCUCACCCUGCUCUUCCAACUGCCGGCCCUGUGGGGACUGUGGAAGCGUCCGCGGGAUCCGUGGGCGCUUCUCAGGGCGCUCGUCCUCUGCUCCCUAAGCGCUUUCCUCUUCGGAUGGCACGUGCACGAGAAAGCGGUGCUCAUGCCCAUCUUGCUUGCCACACCGCUGGCCCUUCGAAGCUCGGAGGACGCUGCCAUCUUUGUGCUCCUGUCGUUCGCGGGACACUGCUCGCUGUUUCCUCUGCUGUUCCAACCUGCUGAAACUCCCAUCAAGGGGUUGCUGGUGUUGCUGCACACCGUCUACGCCAUCUGCGCGCUCCGCAAACUGCACGGGAACGGAAAAGACAUGGUCCGACGCUCGGGCAAAGUGCAGAGGUGUGAAGACCUGCUGGCACCGGCAGAACAGUUGGGAAUAAGCAUCCUGGCCCUUGUGCUGGUCUACUCGGAGCUCAUCCACCCAUUUGUUCCCUCCGCCGAGAGACUACAGUUCCUGCCACUUCUGCUGACGUCCGUCAGUUGUGCCGCCUGCAUCAUCUAUGCCUGGAUCCGGUCGUGGGUUGUCUGGGUUUAUCCAUUGCAUCCUUAGCUCCACGUUUCAAGUGUUUUUAUUUAUAUUUCUCUCCCUGCAAGUUGGAUGGGAAGCCCAAUAACAAACCUCUUGUGUUCCGAGUUACGGAAGUUGUGCCAAAACACUUUCAUACUUACAGCACGCUGCUGCUUCUUGUCUGUUAGAACACUAUCAGCCAUUGGAAUCUUUUCAGCUAAGCGGACAACUUUCUUCUAGUCGGAGUGACUGCAGUCGGAGAGCACAUAUUUACAUUUUCCAUCCCUUUGAAUAUACAUUUUUUGGUGAAAAGUUUAAUAAAAGGGGUUUGCAGCUCCCACUAGUGAAAACAAAAAUUGUUGCAGAGCACUAUACUCUGUUUCACCUUACGAUGUACCACAGGAAAGGCUACAAGCGCGGUCUCCUUGCUCUAGGGCAGCUCUCGCCGGCACAAGCUCUCGUGCACUAAGGGCAGCUGCCAACGCUACGAGCUCGCGCUUCUAGCCUUCGCUGCGGUACAGCAUAAGGUAAAACGGAGUAUAGCCGUGGCCUUUGAAGCUUUGCAUAUGCCUUAUGCAGGGGUCAUCAGAUGUGGUUUUGCAAUGCCAAGGCAUAUCGCCCACGUCAAUAAAUUGUUGUGUACCUUUCUCC
Molecule: messenger RNA, 2452 nt
Organism: Ixodes scapularis (black-legged tick)
Lineage: Eukaryota; Metazoa; Arthropoda; Arachnida; Ixodida; Ixodidae
Gene: xit
Product: probable dolichyl pyrophosphate Glc1Man9GlcNAc2 alpha-1,3-glucosyltransferase
Exons: 12
Coding region: 260-1843 (527 amino acids)
Biological process (GO): protein N-linked glycosylation
Cellular component (GO): endoplasmic reticulum membrane
Molecular function (GO): dolichyl pyrophosphate Glc1Man9GlcNAc2 alpha-1,3-glucosyltransferase activity
Source: RefSeq, a predicted model, not a curated record